Messenger RNA from Punctularia strigosozonata HHB-11173 SS5, 4422 nucleotides. RefSeq lists its product as uncharacterized. The coding region runs from base 1 to 4422 and encodes 1473 amino acids. NCBI's taxonomy places the organism in Eukaryota, Fungi, Basidiomycota, Agaricomycetes, Corticiales, Punctulariaceae. The transcript has 20 exons. The record is from RefSeq and is a predicted model, not a curated record.
AUGACCAAACACCGACCGAACCCUGUUGCCACACGAGGUAGAUCUGCCUCUCUGGGAUACCUACCUACCCAGGAGGGAUGUUUGCAGUUACAACAAUCACGGCUACACCCAAACUUUUGGUGGAAUCGCCCCAAUUUUGCGCAAGAAGAGACAGCGUCCCAUCGGACUGAAGCCCGAACGCCGCCGCCAUCGUUCCGUCGUCUUACGACACUGCUGGUGUCAGGGACGGCGUGUCAUCUCCCCAAGUACACCCCACGCUGUGUCGCGUUGAAUCGACUCUCUUGUCACUGGUCUAGUUUCCUCGCAAUCACCAUGCCAAGUACGCGCUCUGGUAAACGGACAGGCGGAGAUUUGCCCUCGUCAAAUGCGAAGAGGAAAAAGAAGGGCGAUCCUGGUCCUGAGAUCCUUCCACCGCAGUUGCAAGCUCCCGCAGUAGGAACUUCUCUUCGCCCCCGCCCCCGCAGGAAAAAGACUGCACCGUCCGUCGAUGAGGAAUCUCGACCGCCCAAGACGAAAAAGGCCGCCAUCAAAACGAGAACGGUUGCACAAACAAAUGAUGAUACUGCAACCACCCCCACCGCCCAAGAAACGGAGGACGGUCACGCAGGCAAGGACAUUAGCCCAGCCGUCGGUCAAAUUCAACUGGCUGCUGAGACGAAGCUACCACCCGAAGCCACCGGAUCGCCAAGCUCCGCCGCCCUUUCCUCGUUGCAUAGCGACACAGGUGGUUCAGCUCCAGCAAUUGAUUCGGUAUUCCCGUCGUCGGCAACAGUAAUCGAUGGUUUUGUCUUUGGCACGGGCUCCGUGUCACCUGGCUCUAUCGGACUCACUGGCAAUGUGCGGACCCUUCCAAUCGUGUCAUCUGUCCAUGUUCCGCCAGGGACUUCAUCAGCAAUUGCGCCCUCAACCUCCAUCGGUCCUGAUCCCGCCAACGCACCAUUGUUUCCGUUACACCAGCACGAAUACUCGCUCACGACUCCACGUCAUGGUACAACCGCAUCCAACAAUGUGCUCACGGGUCUUUCUUCGAUUCCCUCCAUGGCAUCAUCACCUUCAGCACCCUUGCAUCCGGGACCGCCGUCCUCUGUGUCUACGCCGCUGGUUAGAUUCGUAGAAGCACUCAGCUCCGCAGAGGCUGCCCUUGGUACUCUGACCCCUACGGCGCACCCGGGUAACCAACGCUUUCCAAAUCAGUUCGCCUUUGAUCCUGACGGAGUCAGUCCCAAGGGCACAGGGGAUACAAGUUCGAUCGGUUUCCCACCGCUUGCCCCUUGGAAGUCCGUGUACAUGUCUCCUUCGUCUUCCCAAUCGCCGGUUACAGCGGCUAGUGCGAGCGUGCCUGCGCCUCGGAGUGAAGGAUCUAUAACUGAGGACAGACCGGUCGAGGACGGACCAGUAGAGGUCAGACCUGUCGAGGACGGACCUGUCGAGCUCGAGGACGAACCUGUCGCCUUCUCCGAUGCACCGUCUGUGACCAGCAUUGUUAGCAUGUCUUCGCAGACGAGCGGAAUCAAUGCCAACCAGGCUUCUGCCCCCUCGGAUUUCAGCAUGCCGAAUGCGCCACCCCAGCACACGUCUCACCAUAAUUCAGACACAACCCAUGACAACCAUGGCGGGUUGGACCGCCCCAAUCCUGACCACGGUCCCGCUCGGACGUCCCUUGACACCUCCGCCGACGCAAAUGUCGAGGACGACGAUGACGAUGAUGACUGGGAGGACAUUGCUGAUCCUACCGCCGACACUGACGGUGCAAAAAUCAGCGCAAACAAGGGCAAGGUUCCACCGGCCGCCUCCAGGGGGAGUUCUCGUCCGGGGCAGAUGAAGGCAGGAUCACAAGCAAAACUCAAGGCUUUUAUCAAAUAUGCGGAUCGGUUCAAGCUGGCGCUUGCGAAGGAGACGGGAAAAUCACUGGAUACCAUUGCGAAGUUGAUAGGACGGCCGCCCCUUAUAUCAUCUAAGGCAGAGAACCGGUGGCAAGUCUGGCAAUCGUGGUAUGCAGAACACUAUCCGCAGGUCAAGGCAAAAGAGGGGGAUUCUGUGGAAGUGGAGGACUCGGAUGCAUUCGCCUGCCGUAAGCUCAAGGCAUAUCAUGCUCGGCUCGCCGGCCUCAACACGCCCCAGGAGAAGAAGGACACCUUGAAGGACUGCUACGACUGGUGGUACACGAAGCGCCAGGAGUUCCUGGGUUCGCUUAUCCAAUCGGGCAAGAGCAGCAAACUGGUUACGCUUGCUGCCCGACAGAUCACGUCUAUGUCAGAACAUUGGCAUGCACAAACCGGUAUCCAUGUCUUUGGAAUCAUCAUAGACACUCAAGGCGACAAUUACAUCAUGGCUGGCGGUUCUCCUCAUUGGCUUCGUAUGAAAGAUGACUUCCCGAAGAACCUUCACAAGUAUAUGAUGGAAUGCCGCUCCAUUGUCACGUUGCUGGACCAAAACGAAGACGGCACUCCGAUUGUCACCGACGAGCAAUUGAAGGGUCUCAUACCGUGUGGGAAGUUAGACGCUUCCUAUGAGGCCCAAGCCGCUGCAACGUUCGCCAAUACCUUCCGCACCGGGAACCCAAAGCACAAGCGAGACUCGAGCGACAAAGUAGUGAGGCACAUCGUAUUGGGACUGUGUGCUAAACUUCAAGUCGACUCGUCGAGAUUUAAAUGGGGCACCUUCACGGAGCAUCUCGUCUCCAAUGAGAUGACCAUGUACAACUGGUGCCCAACUGCGAGGAUCACUGAACUGCUACCUGCCAAGGGGCAAACAAGAAACUCAGUUUCUUUCGACUUUCGGGGCAAUGCGGACUCCGUCCAUCUUAUGGCGACCCUGCAGGAUGAUCGAAAGAAGCCAUGGCGUGAUCGCGGGGGUAUACCCAUCCUCCUCGCUUGGGUUCCCGACUCGGGCUGGACCGGGAAAGAAGACAUCAUAGACACACCGUACGGGAAACAGAUUGUCCUGUAUCGAGUGCAGAGUACGCAGACUUUCUACGACAUGGUCGUAGACAAUAGUUCCCUCGCGAAUACCGAAGGUGGCGUCAAACCCAACCAACCGCAACCAAAGAAACGACAGCGUUCUGUGCAGCCUGCACCCGCUGUUCCGCCAUCCCAACCCCCUCCUAUCAUCGCGGCUCCGCGGUCGAAGAAACGUCAACGCUCGGUGCAGCCUGCACCGUCCGUCCCGUUGUCUCAACCUUCGCCCGUUGUCAACCCGCAUCCACAGAAACGUCAACGUACUGUGCAACAUGCGCCAACCAUCUCACCAUCUCAGUCCCCGCCCAUUGCCGAUGCCCGACACUUGGCACCGUCUUCUGCGUCACAGCCAAAGCCCGUGCGACAGGGGCAUGUACUAGGAACGAUACCGACCAAACACCAGCACAAGAACCCGCUCCUCCAAGGGCGAAAGAAGGCUCGCAUGCAGUACAUCGAGGUAGAUACCGACGACGUAACUCAACAAGAUCCUCAACCCGUCGUCUCCAAUGCGAUGCAAGAACCCACAAUCAUACCAGAAUGGCCAAACCACGACCCAGCCGGGAAUAGCGGUGAAGACGAUCUUCUGGGUGGCUACAACAUGGCCGCAAGUGAUCAUUAUCGCCAGCUAAACUUGCUGCCACCGGUUGAGCCCCUAACCGACCCCGACUCUGACCCCGAAAAUGAGAAUGGGAUACUAGGAUCAACUUCGUCUCAGUAUGAGGACGCGGCUCAGCCCUUGAUUGCUGAUGCAAACUAUGCUCUGGAUGCAUCGAAUAUCAGUCAGGCUUACGCUAUGUAUUGGCCCAUGGCCUCAGAACAUCAACAUCCACCACUGGACUUGACCGGGACCUACGCCUCUUCUGAGCACACCAAUCCCGUCGCAACAAGAUCUUUGCCCGUAAUUGCUGAGGUCAUAGAUGCUGCCGCAGGUCAUAACACUACGCGGGCUGGUUCAGCACCUCAAUCCGAUGAUUUCGGCGGUCUCAGUGGUGUUGGCGGCGUCUCUCAAUAUGCCGCUCAGCCAAUGUCUCAAACAAUCGGAGACAAGUCUCUUGACCCGCCGCAACAGCAGCGAUUGCGUACACAUCGACCUUGGCUCCAGCCGAAUAUUCCUCCGGCUUAUAGUACCGGGCACGCCACUCAGGACAACCGCGUCAUGCCGCACCAUGCACCCCAAUCCCUCCAUCCUGAACACCCCGGCAAGUACCCACCGAGCAACAUACGUCCCAUGGGGCCUCGGGAACCCAGUCAGCAACGGUUGGCCGCCGAGCAGGUCGCUGCGCCGCCGCCUGAUCACAGGAUUGACCCAUACUGCACCAGUCUCUCGCCCAUUGCCUGUGCCAUUAGCCGCCAGCCACACAAGCUCGCAGUUCCAUCAAGGCUACCUUCAUUCACCAGCUUUGUACCCUUCGCAUCCCACGCCCCGUCCUGCAAAUAUGCCGGCAGCUCAGUUACCGUGCCCUGA